This is a messenger RNA of Closterium sp. Naga37s-1, 3606 nucleotides long. NCBI's taxonomy places the organism in Eukaryota, Viridiplantae, Streptophyta, Zygnematophyceae, Desmidiales, Closteriaceae. The record is from the annotation of a GenBank genome assembly.
AUGAAGCAGUGGAAGCGGCUGACGGGCCUGGCGGCGAAGGGCAAAGCGGGCGAUGCGCGCGCAACGGAAAGGGCUUCAGGGACGCCGCCAGGCGCGCAGCAGGCGAGCGGAGCGAGUAGGGCGAGGAGCAGCGGCGCGGCGGAGGGGAUGAGAGGCAUGGCAGUGACGCAGACGGACUCUAUCGAGGAUGAAUUCCAACAGGGCUUGCAGGUGCGCGCUGUGUGGGGCUUGCAGGUGCGCGCUGUGUGGGGCUUGCAGGUGCGCGCUGUGUGGGGCUUGCAGCUGUGCGCUGUAUGGGGCUUGCAGGUGCGCGCUGUGUGGGGCUUGCAGGAGGUGGGGGAGAUGAGGGACAAAUACGAGCGCCUGCUGGCAGCCGUGGCGGACGCACAGGAGAGAGCAGCAGGUGCGCUCUUGGGUGGCUUCCAAGCCUGCGCACUUCAACUAGUACUCAAUCAUUUCUUGGACUCCCAACUGUUGCCGCUUCUGUCUGUCCGUCCAAGCCCAGCCGCACCGCAUGCUCUUGUCCCUCCCUCUACGCCUCCCCCACGGCACAUGCAUGCUGCCAUCGUACUCGCUCCAUUGCCACCCAUUUCUCAUGCCGCCGCUGCUCUCCCCACCACCAUACCUCUCAUCCGAACCGAACCCGUCUCUCUCCACCCCUCUCCCCCCCUGCGCGCAUCAGAGUGUGCGGAGGCGCUGCACCAGCUGGCGGCGGUGGUGGCGGAGGCGUUUGGCGGCGUGGAGGAGGGCGGCGCCGGGGACACCCUCGUGGCCGCCGCUGCUGUGGAUGGCCGCCUGGCCGAGCUGCUCUACUUCUACCCACUCGCAUCUCACUGGUCACCCCUCUUCCGUCUGUCGGCACCUCCUACCCGCUGCCCUCUCUGCUCCCACAUGCCCCCAGAGCCUGCACUUGCAGCAGACACUGGCGGAGCCGGCAGAGGCGCUGCUGGGGGAGAUGCAGCACGUGGUGGUGAGAUGCAGCACGUGGUGGAAACGAAGGAGCUCUACGAGCAGAAGAGGAAGGCGCAUGCGGCAGCGGCAGUGGCGGCCAAGGCAAGGCGCAGAGAGGCGGCCGCCAUGGGCGCAGGGGGGGGCGCAGGGGGGGAGGCAGAGGGGGCGGGGGGGCCGGAGGAGGAGGAGGCGGCGGCGCGGGAGGAGUUUGACGAGGUGGCGAUGACGCUGGGGUGCCGCAUCCUGGCGCUGCAGCAGCGCCAGCCGCGCCUGCUGCUCACCCUCGCCGUCAAACACCACGCCGCCAAGGUGCGGUGGGUGCGGGGCAGUGCAGGGGAGCUGCAGCGAGUGCAGCCGCACAUGCUGCACGUGCUGGACGACCUGGGCCUCGUGCACACACCGCUGCUGGCGCCCGUCGCACAGGGGGACGUGGACGAGUGGGUCGACGAGGGGGGGGCAGGCAGUGCAGUGGGCGCGAGGCAGAUCUGCCUCGAUGCCUUGAGCGUGCCACCCGCAUCACCUCACGCCCCAGCUCAAGGCCUCGCCUCUCCCCCCUCCCCCCAGCACGCACACCCCUCCACACCCGCACACAUCGCUGCCACCGCUCCUGCUGCCCCCGCCCCCUCUGCUGCCUCUGCACCACAUGCGCCUGCCACGCCUCCUGCUGCACCCGCGCAUGCACCGCCACCCAUCCCGCCCUCCACCUCCACGGCACCUGCGCCCUCCCCUGUCAUGCCGCCCGCCCCCACCUCUGUCAGGGCAGAUGCCCCUGGCCCAGGGGGGGUUGGGCGAGGCAACGCGGUGAGUGGCGGCACAAGGAGCAUGCCUCGCAGUGUGGGCGAGGGAGCAGGCAUGCAAUCAGGAGGCGUGCUGCAGCAGCCACAAGUCCAUGGAGACUCGCCCACAGCACCACCACCACCACCGCCGUCACAGGGCCGGCAUCGCAGCAGCAGCAGCACGGGGGCGGGGGGAGCAGCGCGGCCAUUGCUGGGGGCGUCCAAGUCGGGUCCCAUCUCUGCCGCCGCCUACCUGGGCGCUCUCGCUGCCUCUGCUGCACCUCUGGGAGGGCCGCUUGUUGCUGCAGCCGCCACAGGGGGGGCCAUGGGGGCAGCAGGCAGCAGAGGGGCGGCAGUACCGAGGGGAGCGGGUGCAGGCACGGCGGGGCGGGGCAGAGCGCCUGACAUGGAGCCGUGUGCAGCGCAGAUGUGGGGCCCUCUCCCCCGCCCGGAGUCCUUGCAGGGGCCUUGGCGCAUAGUCUCUGCCGCCCCACCCACACCGCCUGCACCUGCACCACCGCCACCUGCUGGCCCUGCCACCGCUGCUGCUGCCGGGUCUAAGCCCACCCCAGGCGGCGCCAAGCCUACGCCUGGCGGCCCUUUGAUGCCAGGCACAGCGCAGGGGGCUGCUGUGGGUGCUGGCAUGGGGGCAGGGGCUGGGCAAGGUGCAGCAAGCGGUGGCACUGGUGGAUCAGCAGCAGCAGCAGCAGCCGCAGCCGGUAGGGGACGGGGAGCAGGGGGUGGUGGUGGGGGCGUGGGCAGCAAUGCGCCAAGGGCGCGAGUGAGCAUGUCGGGCCCCAUUCUGCGCGGCUCCUACCCCUACGGCACAGCAGCCCUCUCACCCCGACCCAUGCUCGCCACAGCCACCGCUCUGCCCACUGCGCCUUCUGCUGCUGGAAGCUCCACGCCCUCUGCACCCAACCCCUCGUUGCCCUCCCCGCCAGCGCCAGCACCAUCAGCACCACCAGCACCAUCAGCAGCAGCAGCAGCAGGAGCAGCAGGCAGAGCCCCAUCUGCGGUGCCUGCCGCCCUGCGCGUGCAACAGACCUCGUCUCUGAAGACUCCUGGCAGCACCGUGCAUGCGCUUGUGUCCCCCCGUCCCUCCGCCGCUGCACCUGCUCCGUUCCACCUCGCCCCCUCGCAUGCGACCCAUGUCGCCCCGGUGGGGGCGGGCAGCCGCGCAGUGAGUGGCCCCAUCACGCGCGGGUCGCUCUACUCCACCUUCGGCCUCAUGGCCGAUGCCCGCCCCGCCGCCUCCACCACUGCUGCUGCUGCUGCUGCUAGGCAAAUAGCGGUUCCGGGAACAGCAGGGAGCAGUGGUGGGGCGAGUGGAGCAGCAGCAGCAGGGCGUGGCAGUGGUGGUGGGGUGAGUGCCGUGCGGCUGCACAAGUCGGGCCCCAUCGGCCCCUCCCAUCCCUACUACUCCUCCCUCACCCCCCUCUCCCCUCCUCGCAACAUGCCCCUUCACGCCCUCCCCCCUCCUCCCCUCGACAUCCCCCCCACUGCUGCUGCAACGGGUGCCGCUGCUGCAGGAGGCAUCGAAGGUACAGAGGGUGCCGGUGCUGGAGGUGGGGAUGGGGCAGGCAAGGGGAGUGCGGACAGCAGAGCUGGGGGCAGUGGCAGCGCAGGAGUGGCAGGUGGGCAGGGGCAGGCGUCCCCUGCUGCCACCUCCUCCAUCCUGCAGCAUCACCACGGCCGCCCGCCACCCAUCGGUGCAGGUGGAGGGGUGGGAGGAGGGGGCACGGCAGGGCGGGCGCGGGUGGGGGGGGCGUCGCGCAACCCAUCGGUGGCAACGAUCAUGUCGGAGGGCAGUGAGGAGGGCGGAUCCAGCACCAGCAGCAUUGCCACCUCGCCUGCUGCUCGCCCUGUGCCCUCCUGA